UACAAUUUAACAUGAGUACAAUAUUUUUAUAUAAAGAUGGACAUGGGAAUGUUGUUGAUGAGAAGGGUGGCCCUGAGCCCAUGGAUUACAUUGUUGAUGAGAAUGAAUUUAUUGUUGAGAAUAUUGCUAGUCAUACAGAGUACUUGGAAACUGUAGUCCUCAAUGAAUCGUCUUUGACCUGCCCAAUGUUGUUAGAAAAGCCUAAUGAAGAUAUUGAUAUGAAGGAGGCAAGACCAAAACGAGAAUAUAUGCGUUAUACAGUCCAGGAUAAAGCUCGAUUUUUCGAUCUGAAGAUUGAAAAGUGUAUGACUGCAUCAGCUGCAGCGAAGCAACUGGGUAUUCACGUUCGAACAGCAUACAGAUGGGCUAAGCAAUAUUAUAUGUGUCCUGAUAGCGUUUUUGACAGCACUAAAAAAGUAGGUCGAAAAUGUAUCUUGAUGGAGGAUCAUAAAAUGACUGUUGUCAACUUCAUUGAUGCUAAUCCAUCUGCUUCUGUCGUUGAAGUGACCGAGCAUUUGUUGAAGCAAUUCCAUGAUCUCAAAGUUUCCCGUAACACUGUUUAUAACUUUAUGAGAAGUGAGUGCAACCUUUCGUUGAAGAAAGCAGAUUUUCACUCUAUUGAAAGAAACAGUCCAGCAAAGAUCGAUGAACGAUACAAUUGGGUUUGCAAAUGGGAAAAUACAGACAUGAAUUUCCUGACGAAUUGCGUUUUUCUUGACGAGUCUGCUUUUGACAUAAAUAUGAAACGCUCAAGAGCUUGGUCCGAAAAAGGCACUCGUGCAGUAGUAACCAGGCCUUGUACGAGAGCAAACACAACGUCUAUAUUAGGUGCCAUCUCUGCCUCAGGUUUGAUUACCAUCGGCGUAAAAAAAACCUAGACCUGCCAAGAAGAGAAAAUCUGAUGGAUAUAUAACUCAGGAACUGUAACAGGCCAUUACAUUAGUUUCUUAAAAGUGACUCUCGAUGAAAUGGAUAAACAUCCGCAUAUGAAAGGUCACUAUAUUGUUAUGGAUAAUGCACCCAUUCAUACACAUGAAAACAUAAAGAAGUAUAUUGAGUAUCGAGGUUAUAAAUGUGUGUAUCUUCCUACUUACUCUCCAGAGCUUAACCCAAUUGAACAAUUUUGGGCAGUGGCAAAGAGUAAGGUUAAAUGCCAUAGGUUUUUGCAGGAAGACACUCUAUCAAAAAGGAUUAUGGAAGCCUGCAACAGUGUAGAGAAAAGUCACUUCAAAGGUCUCGUUUCGCAUUCUUACAAGUGUUGGGAUAAAUGCCGAGACAGAGAGUCCAUGUAAUGGUCAAAACGACUCCAUCCCAU
Messenger RNA from Radiomyces spectabilis, 1315 nucleotides. RefSeq lists its product as uncharacterized. Lineage: Eukaryota; Fungi; Mucoromycota; Mucoromycetes; Mucorales; Radiomycetaceae. The transcript has a single exon. The record is from RefSeq and is a predicted model, not a curated record. The coding region runs from base 12 to 878 and encodes 288 amino acids. Gene Ontology annotation, molecular function: nucleic acid binding.